AUGAGGUCAGGGUAUGCAGCGUGCAGUCCGGUUACUGUGAAAUCAGGAGACAGAUUCAUCCCCACACGUGCCGGCAGCAACUGGAGCAUAAACUUCCACUAUGCCAAUGAGAACUGUUGGUCACCCAAUCAGAAUCAGCGGGCGAAGGAUGCUAGUACAGACACAGGGAAAGACGCUGUGGCGUAUGCUGCACUGCUAAGGAAUGAGCUGUUGGGAGCAGGAAUCGAAACCGUGCCUGAUCCUCACACGGAUGACCGUCGACACACCAUCCUCAUGCAGGACACACACAGCCUCUUCAGGUACACCAUCCACACAAAGAGAGUGCCUUUUGACAGUGAAAUCUCCCCCUACUCCCUCUCUCCUCUCAGUGUACAUCACAAACUAUUACGUUCACCCCGAAAGCCAGCUCGCAAGAUUUCCAAGAUCCCAUUCAAGGUUCUUGAUGCCCCAGAGUUGCAAGAUGACUUCUACCUCAACCUGGUGGACUGGUCAGCUGGAAACCUCUUGAGUGUUGGGUUGGGGGCCUGCGUUUAUUUGUGGAGUGCCUGUACCAGUCAGGUGACGCGGUUGUGUGACUUAUCAUUGGAUGGUGACUCUGUUACAUCAGUGUGUUGGAAUGAGAGGGUCAGCACAAACCUUUUAUAUGUUAUAUAAAGAUUUCUGACUUGAGAUUGUAUUUGGGAUUGUUUAGGAAAACUAAGAUCUUCAUCACGAACAAAUAAUCUUCAUAUAACCUCAGGAGCACUUGCGUGGAAUGGAGAGCAGCUGUCGUCGGGUAGCCGGGACCGAGUGAUUCUGCAGCGGGACGUGAGGACACCUCCUCCUGUGGAGAGACGCCUCCAGGGCCACAGGCAGGAAGUGUGUGGCCUCAAGUGGUCACCUGACCACCAGCACCUCGCCUCUGGAGGGAACGAUAACAAGUUACUGGUGUGGAACAGCUCCAGUCUGCUCCCCGUGCAGCAGUACAGCGAUCACCUGGCCGCCGUGAAGGCCAUCGCCUGGUCUCCUCACCAGCACGGCCUGCUGGCCUCCGGAGGAGGAACAGCUGACCGCUGCCUUCGCUUCUGGAACACUCUGACCGGACAGGCAUUACAGAGUACUGACACCGGCUCACAGGUCUGCAACCUGGCCUGGUCCAAACACGCCAACGAGCUGGUCAGCACACACGGCUACUCCCAGAACCAGAUCCUGGUGUGGAAAUACCCAUCACUCACCCAGGUGGCCAAGCUCACAGGACAUUCAUACCGAGUCCUUUACUUGGCAGUGUCUCCAGAUGGCGAGGCCAUCGUAACGGGAGCAGGAGACGAGACGCUGAGGUUCUGGAAUGUCUUCAGCAAAACACGCUGCACCAAGGAAUCCAAAUCAGUGUUGAACCUCUUCACCAGGAUACGGUAAUUCACAGCCGGAGAGCAAUCCAUCCAAUCACGUGAACGAAUGAAAGCCUUGAACUCACUCUGUUCUGUGUCCUUGCAUCAACUCUAGACCCUCCGACAGAGAGAGACCACAGCACUUCCUUCAUUCUCACUUUUUUACUCAGCAGAUUUCGGUUUUAUCCCG
Molecule: messenger RNA, 1557 nt
Organism: Sinocyclocheilus grahami
Lineage: Eukaryota; Metazoa; Chordata; Actinopteri; Cypriniformes; Cyprinidae
Product: fizzy-related protein homolog
Exons: 13
Biological process (GO): anaphase-promoting complex-dependent catabolic process; positive regulation of ubiquitin protein ligase activity; positive regulation of anaphase-promoting complex-dependent catabolic process
Cellular component (GO): anaphase-promoting complex
Molecular function (GO): ubiquitin ligase activator activity; anaphase-promoting complex binding; protein binding
Source: RefSeq, a predicted model, not a curated record